Molecule: messenger RNA, 436 nt
Organism: Artibeus jamaicensis (Jamaican fruit-eating bat)
Lineage: Eukaryota; Metazoa; Chordata; Mammalia; Chiroptera; Phyllostomidae
Gene: SERP2
Product: stress associated endoplasmic reticulum protein family member 2
Exons: 5
Coding region: 1-378 (125 amino acids)
Biological process (GO): endoplasmic reticulum unfolded protein response
Cellular component (GO): endoplasmic reticulum
Source: RefSeq, a predicted model, not a curated record
AUGGUGGCCAAACAGCGGAUCCGGAUGGCUAAUGAGAAGCACAGUAAAAACAUCACCCAGAGGGGGAACGUAGCCAAAACCCUGAGACCGCAAGAAGAAAAAUACCCUGUGGGACCAUGGCUGUUGGCACUGUUUGUUUUUGUUGUCUGUGGCUCAGGAACUUUAGAAAGCCCAGAAGAGCAGGCAGAGGAGACAAUGCCGUGGGUAAUCCCACCUUGCGAAAACGAGCACGUGUCACGCGAGUGUACCCACGGUUUCCACCAAGACCUUUAUUUAGCAUCUGCAGAGUGCCAGACAAACUGUAAAAAUGACACCAAGACAGCCUUGGAGACUGCACAUCUUCAUGCUGUGACCCAGUCCAACCAUUUCAUAACUUGAAGGAAAAAGCAUAACUCUGCUCAUUAACAACAGCUUGUACCUAUAAAGGAAAAUAAAA